Molecule: messenger RNA, 459 nt
Organism: Diaporthe batatas
Lineage: Eukaryota; Fungi; Ascomycota; Sordariomycetes; Diaporthales; Diaporthaceae
Exons: 1
Coding region: 1-459 (152 amino acids)
Source: RefSeq, a predicted model, not a curated record
AUGUGUCUCAAAGCUCUAACCCCUCUUGUCUCUAAGGCGAUUGCAUACUUCGAUCUGGCCUACCUAUGUGCCAUGACUAUUACGGAGAACGGAGUUAUCCAGGUGAUCGAGUCCGAAUGCGUUACUGAUCACUUCCUAGAAACUGCUAAUGAUACAGAGAUCGAGAGCUUUGAGCACAUCUUGAGGUCUCAGCAGAAUAACCGCCCAUACGACCGGCUGGCCCGGAAGAUUCGGCCGCGACGCCAAUUACGGCGAAAUACCUCCACCUCCACAGCUCGUUCAGAUUGCAGCGAGCGAAUUCAUGCGAGCCUGCGAAUCCAGGAAAGCCUUUCCACUUUUCCAAGAUUCCAAGAACCGUCUUUCAUACCCUUCUGGAGCAGCAAGAAAGACAAGAGAAAGCGCAGGAGUCUCCAGGGAAAGACGGUGCCUAAAUCCCUGCCAGUACAGUAUGAAGAUUAG